Messenger RNA from Telopea speciosissima, 1071 nucleotides. RefSeq lists its product as uncharacterized. Bases 1 to 1071 code for a protein of 356 amino acids. The record is from RefSeq and is a predicted model, not a curated record. Gene Ontology annotation, molecular function: nucleic acid binding; RNA-DNA hybrid ribonuclease activity. Lineage: Eukaryota; Viridiplantae; Streptophyta; Magnoliopsida; Proteales; Proteaceae. The transcript has a single exon.
AUGAUAUGCAUAUUAUCUGACUGUGCUUCAACGGACUCAUGGUAUUGGGGUCCUUCCAAAAAUGGUAAAUUUUCGGUAAAGUCUGUAUAUUACUUAGCUUUGAAUUCUAACAUUGUUAAAAAUAGAUCUGACUGUGCUUCUGCAUCAAACUCUUUGUUUUACAAACAGCUUUGGAAAUUAGACAUUUUGCUAAAAAUGAAACUCUUUUUAUGGAGAUGUUGUGUGAAUGCUUGUUGUGUUAAUCAAUUACUUUUUACUACAUCCAUCACCCAUAAUGCUAAAUGCCUCAUUUGUCAGUUGGAUGAGAAAUCCAUUGUGCAUGCUUUGUUUCGGUGUUCUUUUGCCUCUUCAUGUUGGUUGGCUUCCCCUUUCCGUUUGGACACAUCUUCCUUUCAAGGUAAUGAUUUUAAAGAUUGGAUUUGCUUCUUGUUUGAUAAGUAUAGGGAUGCUCCAGACCAACGUGACUGUUAUAUCCAAUGGCCAUCUCUUCUUUGGCAAAUCUGGAAAACCCGAAAUAAGGUAGUAUUUAUCUUUGAAAAUCCGAAUCUUACUGCCACCAUCAAAGCUUUUAAUCAUACUGUGGAAGAAGGUAGACUGGGUAUAAGCCGAUUUCCUAAUCCUCAUUUGCCCGAUAAUAAUCCUUCUUCUUAUUGCUUGUCUUUUGAUUUCAGCCUGCAUGUUUCUUCUCCAACUUUGAUUCUGGCUUUCACUGAUGGGGUAUGGAACAACAAAUCAAUGAAAGGUGGAAGGGGGGUUAUUCUGUUCAAUGGAGUUAAGCGUUUCAUUGCAGCUAAAUGCAAGGCUGGUUCGAGUUUCCCAGCAGCGUCUAUGGAGGCAGAAAGUGUUCGUGAUGCAUUACUGCUAGCUAGUAGCUUGGGUUUUUCAAACUUGGUUUUAUUCUCAGAUUGCCAAGCCCUUGUCAGCUCUCUUAACGGGAUCUCAUCCUCCCUUGAUUGGGCUGCACUCUCCAUUAUGGAGGACAUUUUAUCUAUUUCCUCAAGUUUUAUAAACAUUGAGUUUCGUUUUAUCCUUAGAUCUUUGAAUAAGGAAGCUCACUUCCUUGCAACAUGA